AUGUUUGGUAUGAAGUUUGACGGCACCGUCAGCACACGCAACCGCCUUGGAUUGUUGUGCAGCAGCGAGAAUAAGUGGGUGGUGAGAAGCCGAACUGGGGAGAGGAGGUUGGUGCACGCCCCCGCGUGUGAGUCCAAUAAACAAUACCACGUGCUUCUCACACUCAAGGAUGACAGGUUUUUCUUCUACGUUAACGGCGAGUCACUGACGCUUGAGGAAGGGCAAAACGAGGUGCCGAAGAGCAGGGAGAACGGGGAGAUCACGCACUUCUACUUUGGGGCAGACGAUGACAUGAGUGACGCUGACGGAAGUGUAACGGUGAAAAAUGUUCAGUUGUGCGACCACCCAGAGCAUAUCGUUGAAC
Molecule: messenger RNA, 364 nt
Organism: Trypanosoma rangeli
Lineage: Eukaryota; Euglenozoa; Kinetoplastea; Trypanosomatida; Trypanosomatidae
Product: trans-sialidase
Exons: 1
Source: RefSeq, a predicted model, not a curated record